Corylus avellana is the source of this 2072-nucleotide messenger RNA. RefSeq names its product putative L-type lectin-domain containing receptor kinase S.5. Gene Ontology annotation, molecular function: ATP binding; carbohydrate binding; protein kinase activity. The record is from RefSeq and is a predicted model, not a curated record. NCBI's taxonomy places the organism in Eukaryota, Viridiplantae, Streptophyta, Magnoliopsida, Fagales, Betulaceae. Gene Ontology annotation, biological process: protein phosphorylation.
AUGAAUAUCACCGUUGCUAUUAUUAUCCUUUUCAGCCUUCUGCAUCUGGUUGACAUUCAAGCUGCACCAUCCAUUAGAAAAAAUUAUUUCGCGUUUGAUCCAUUUGAUGAUUCGACGGAUGCCGAUUUCUUAACCUUUAAUGGGGAUUCAACCAGUUUGCAAGGAGUCCUUCAUGUAACUGCAAACAAAAUCAAGGAACCCGAAAAGCUCAUUAACAUGUCCGGCCGAGUUAUGUAUUCAGAGCCCUUCAAGCUGUGGUCGUCCGAAGACAGCAACCCUACCUCCUUCAAAUCAAGUUUUGUCAUAAACCUUGAGAAAGUGCCGAGGUGGAAUCCUGCGGAAGGUCUUGCCUUUGUUAUAGCCCCGGAUGCCUCGAUGCCUACAGAAAGUUUUGGGGGAUAUCUUGGCCUCACCAAUGCUGCCACCAAUGGAAACCAGAGUAACCGGAUCGUGGCUAUAGAAUUUGAUACAGAAAAGCAAGACUACGAUCCUGAUGACAACCAUAUUGGCCUUAACAUCAACUCUGUUAUAUCAAACAAGACUGUCUCUCUUGAUGUUCAUAAUAUCACUUUGUCUCCAGAAACAAGCACCAAUUACCAAGUAUGGGUCCACUAUAAUGGCACGACCAAGCUAAUGGAGGUUUACAUGGAGAGACAAGGGGUAAGAAAGCCUGAAGAACCUCUUCUCAGAGAGACCAUAAACCUGAAAAACUAUGUGAGUCAACAAUCUUACUUUGGGUUUGCUGCUUCUACAGGUAAUUAUCCACAUAUUCAGAAGAAUUGUGUCAUAGAAUGGAGCUUAGAGAUAGAUGCUCUAAACAAGGAAAGUGAUUUGAUUUGGUUGAAGAUAGGUCUGGGGGUAGGAGUCCCCGCAGGUGUGAUAUUGUUGGUUCUAUGCGGUGUUCUAUAUGUGAACAAGCGAAGAAGAAGAAGAAGAAGAAGAAGUGAUGAGAAGUCAGACGUUUUUGAUAAAAGCUUGAGAUGGUUGCCUGGGAUGCCCAAGGAAUUCAAGUAUAAGGAUGUAAAGAAGGCUACCAACAACUUCCAUGAGAGUAUGAGGCUGGGUGAAGGUGGGUUUGGUAUUGUUUACAAAGGAAUUCUGAAUAUAGAAAAUGAUACUACUGCAACUGAAAUAGCUGUAAAGCAAUUCUCCAGAGACAAAAUCAAAAGCAAAGAUGAUUUCUUGGCUGAAAUCACCAUCAUACACCGCCUUCGCCAUAAACAUCUUGUUCGCUUAAUUGGGUGGUGCUAUGAAAAGGGAAAGCUACUAUUGUUGUACGACUUUAUGCCAAAUGGUAGUCUUGACACACACCUAUAUGAGGCUUCCAACCAGAACACUUUGAAUUGGGAACGUCGAUACAAGAUACUAGCAGAUGUAGCAUCAGCAUUGCGUUAUUUACACAAUGAGUAUGACCAGAAGGUUGUGCACCGGGACCUCAAAGCCAGCAACAUCUUGCUCGACUCCGACUACAAUGCUCGCCUGAGCGACUUUGGCCUUGCUCGAGCCUUAGACAAUGGACGGAACUCUUAUGCCGAACUAGGAUUACCUGGAGUUGCCGGCACCAUGGGCUAUGUUGCUCCGGAGUGCUUCCACACAGGAAAAGCCACACCAGAAUCUGAUGUGUUUGGUUUUGGUGCAGUUGUACUAGAGGUAGUGUGUGGCAGAAGUCCCGGGACCGGGAUCGAUCACCAUCAACGCUUCUAUUCCUUGGUUGAUUGGGUUUGGCUGUUGCAUCGUGAAGGAAACAUUCAAGAAGCUGUAGAUGAGAGGCUCCGCAAUGAGUAUGUGGUUGAUGAAGCAGAGAGGCUUUUAGUUUUGGGACUCGCAUGUUCACAUCCCAUUGCCAGUGAGAGGCCUCAGGCACAGGCUAUAUGCCAGAUUAUAGGUGGAACUAUGUCGGCCCCUCAUGUGCCUCCAUUCAAACCAUUCUUCACAUGGCCUUCGAUGGAUGCUUCCUUCCGCACCGCUGAGGGUACAGUUUCUACCACAAUAUUGUCUUCCAAUGGUUGUUCUGUUAACGUUACUGCAGAAGGCUUCAGCUCAUCCCCGAGUUCAUGUCUUUAAUUAAGCUC